Molecule: messenger RNA, 1056 nt
Organism: Solanum verrucosum
Lineage: Eukaryota; Viridiplantae; Streptophyta; Magnoliopsida; Solanales; Solanaceae
Product: NAP1-related protein 1-like
Exons: 3
Coding region: 1-1056 (351 amino acids)
Biological process (GO): nucleosome assembly
Cellular component (GO): nucleus; chromatin
Molecular function (GO): chromatin binding; histone binding
Source: RefSeq, a predicted model, not a curated record
AUGAUGAAUAUGUGUUUGUGGAACAAAAAAAUGGAGGGCAGCAGGUCCAGGUUGAUGGAAGAAAAAAGCAAAAAAAGAUCACUUGAUUGGGAAUUUGAUAUAAAAAGCAUGGCAGAAGAUAUAAAUCUUGUUUUGAAAACCAUGGUUUGGAUUCUAGGAAAUCAUAAAAACACAACUGUUCUCCAGUUUAAAUUGUUGUUGAAGAGCUUACAAAUUCAAAAGCUAUUCAUGACCCUUGUUCUUAGGGUUCUCAACAAGGAAUAUGCUUGUGAACAAGAGACAUUGAAUAAGAUUUGGGAUUUGAAGAUGGAGCAUAUGAAAUUGAUUACCGAUGCACGUGCUGAUUUGAACAAGAUUGGGAAUGACAAACGGAAGAAGAAGAAGAGGAGGAAGAGGAAGAUGGAGAAAUUAGUUGAGGAUGAUGAAAACAAUAACGUUAUUGAUCAUGUUGGAAAUCAACUCGUUCUAUGCAUUGAAAAAUUGCAAGAGUUACAAGAGGAGUUGGAGAAGAUUAACAAAGAGGCGAGUGGUGAGUUGUUGAAAGUUGCACAAAAGUACAAUCGGAACCGUCAACCGUUUUAUGACAAGAGAACAAAUAUUAUUAAAGAUAUUCCUGGCUUUUGGUCGACAGCUUUCCUGAGGCAUCACGUACUUGGUGGGCUUGUAUGUACUGAAGAGGACCGCAAGAUUUUUGAGUUUCUAAGCUCAAUCGAAGUGGAAGUCUCUCAAGAUGUCAUAUCAGGUUAUAUCAUUAUCUUCAAUUUUGAUUCAAAUGAAUAUUUUGAGAAUACAAAGCUUUGGAAGAAGUAUGGGCGUACUAAAAUUAGUGCAUCGUCAAUACAAUGGGCACAAGGCAAGGGAGUUGAUGAACGAAGCUUCUUUAAGUGGUUCAGUGAAGUUGAUAAAAUGGAUGAAAUCGGUGAGAUAAUCAAGGAUGAGCUGUGGUCCGAUCCUCUCUUUUGUUUUCAUCACGAGGCAGAUGAAGAAAAUGUUGAUAAUGUGGCAGUGAAGAAGAAUGAAGAUGGGGUAGUGAAGGACAGUGAAGAUGAGGAAUAA